CUUAGGUAUGAAAGGAGAUUUGCUGGUAGGGUUAAGACCAGAGGGUUUGAGGGGUCCACAAGGUCCCUGGCGAUUAGUCUUUGUUUCUUAUUUCUUUACUUUUGAGAGGGACCCUUAGGUAUGAAAGGAGAUUUGCUGGUAGGGUUAAGACCAGAGGGUUUGAGGGGUCCACAAGGUCCCUGGCGAUUAGUCUUUGUUUCUUAUUUCUUUAUUUCAAAGGAAGAGAGAAAUAUUUCAUCCCUUAGUUUCCUUCCCUAGUGCCCACAACAGCUGGAACUGUAUCUGAAGCCAGGGCCUGGGAACUCAAUCCAAGUCUCCUAUGUGAGUGGCAGGGAUGGAAGUACUUGAGCCUUCACCUGCUGCCUCCCAGGGUGGAUUAGCAGGAAGCUGGAAUCAGGACUUCAGCCAGGACUUGAUCCUGGGCACUCUAACAUGGGCUGUGGGGAUUCCAGCAGUGGCUUAGCCACUAUACCAGAAGCCAUUCCUUGAUUAGUCUUCCGUUCCCUCCUUCACAGGGUGGCUGGCUGCUUGGGAGGGGUUUGCAUCACCACUGCUAACAGGGCCUGCUGCAUAAUUUUGUGAGCGCCUUGUUCCUAAGGCAGGGAUAAAGUGCCACUAAAGGUACUAAGUCAUAAAGCUCUUUCCUUUCUCCCGCAUACCUCCUUGGCUCAGCCUCAUGUUCUUUGGACUCGCUUACAAACCGAGGAUUUUGAGUCACCACCAGCAGAGGUUUACACCCAGUGAAGGCCCUUCUGAGUACCAGCGCUGUGUGAUGGCUCCUUUGUGACCAUGUAGGCUGCGCCCGUGAGGUUGGCCUUGGCUGCUGAGUAUAAUCCAUUGGCUGUGACUGUAUAAGAUUACAUUGUAUUCCAACAUAAGCGGUUGCUAUUUUGUAUGAUAAUUCUGAUAUUUCACCAUUAAAGCAAUGCUGCAGGGAGCAACGUGGAUUAUCCAUACCAGAGCAUUCCUGGAACUGUUUUGAUGACUUGUGUUAGUUCAGAAUCACUAGGUCUUUGCUAGCAUUCUGCAGUAGGCAAUGGCAUUGCAGGCCAGCUCUCUCCCUAGCACAAGGCUGACCGCGUUGAAAUUUACACAGGUGUUGAACAGAUCUCCGCACCUGCAGUGUGGAAAAGACUAGAGCAGUGCCCUCUUGUGCCUGACUGCCCUUCUUUCUGCCUCUUUGCUUUGUACAUUAUUAAAUGUGCUCUCAAACCACUAGGACUCACAGCUGAAAAUAAAGUAGGUUGGUGGACAGUCACAGACAGCACUGUCCACUCACCAGGCCCGGGUUGUUUCUCCUUAAGCACUGUACCAGAUGCCCUACUCCACCCAUUAAUAACUCUUGUCCUUUCCGAGUUGUUAGCUGUGUCAUAAAAUUUCUAGAUUUCUGAGGGGUUUUGUAAAUCUUAAAGUAGAAGAUAAGAACUUUUGCUGCCAGUGUUUUGGCUUAGCUGGUAAAGCCGCCCCCCAUGAUACCAACAUCCCAUAUGGACGCUGAUUCAGAUUCCCAGAUCCACUUCCAAUCCAGCUCUCUGCUAAUGCACUUGGGAGGGCAGCACAAGAUAGCCCCAGUGCUUGGGCUCCUGCACCCACGUGGGAAAGCCAGAAGAGGCUCCUGGCCAUUGUGGCCAUCUGGGGAGUGAACUAGUGUAUGGAAGACCUCUCUCUUUCUCUUUUCUCUUUCUCUUUCUCUUUCUCUCCCUCUCUUUCUGUAACUGUGCCUUUAAAAUAAAUAAAAUGUUUUUUUUUUUUUAAAAAGAACCUUUAACCAUUCAAAGAAAGCCUCAAGUAGAAAGAAGAAGAAUCUUGCAGACCCACAGUACUCACUGACCUAAAAUCUUGCCUGAAAUUCUUGUUGAAGUUUGCUGAUAUUUAUAAUUUCUGAUGAUUAUAAUUUCUGAUGAUCAUCAGAAAUGACACAUACUGACUUGUGUGAAGUGAGCUAGUAGAUAUUCUUGGCCUGUGUAAAAGUCACGUCUGCUAGUUUUACAAGAUGUAACUGCUACGCUCCUGAGCUACUCGAGAGCUGUUGGGUAGAGAUGUUAUUACUGGCAGAGUCGUCACACUGCACAGCCCCCAUGGGCAUCGUUACGCCCUGUGACUGGCAUUUCCAGGGCUAGUGCUGUGCACACUGGGGAGGCCUUACCCACAGGUGGUGUGGUGUCUGCACAAUGUCUGCAUGAUGGUUCUCCCUCAUUUGGAUGGCUGGUAGGGUUCUGUUAGUACACAGCCCCUCAACUUGUGACUUUUCAAAAUUGCUCAAGCACGCGUUUUUGAGUCACCUCGGAGGGGAACAGUUGGGGCCCUGGGGGAUUGAUUGCCCACUGUUCUAGAGACUAGAACAGACCUACCCUUGCCUCCUGGAACUUUCUCUGAGUUAGAAACCUCUUAGAGUUAUUAUAAAUCCUUGAAAUAUUUUAUUUCAUGGUGUAUCUUUAAGCAGAGGUAUCUUAAAUUAGUGCAGCAAUCAUAGACUUAUUUUUAUUAUAUUUUUAUUAAGUAGGAGGGAGGAAAGCAUUGUUGGUCAGCGCACAUGGUGCUUAACGUGGAAUCUGGAGGUGGAGAUGGUGUUUUCUUACUUCAGAGUUUGUGAUUUCCAACUCUUGCCAAGGGUAAACACUAGAAUUAGGUCUAGGCUGUGGUUCUAGCUGGUAUGCCUCUGUUUCAAAUUUCAUCUCGCUUCUGCUUGGCAUCAAGAUUUCCAGCUUUCCAAGGCUGGCCGCAAAUUCAAAUCAAGUGUCUAAACCAGUAGUUAGAGGAAAAGAUCCCGCAGUGGUAAUGGUACUGCUAAAUGACCUAAAUACCCAUCCUACAUUUUUUUUUCCUGUCAAGAAAAAAAAAAUGGACACCUGCCAAGGCUGUGUAUGAGAUUCUAAGCAUGAUUUUCAUCACACUCUGCCCUGAGCAGUAGGGAGAGGAGAGCCUGCCUUCAAAAAUCUGUCUUGAGGUGUUCUGAAUUUCAGGACCGCCUUAAGUUGGCUGGUGGAUGCCCUCAAUCUAUGUUUCUUUGUAAAAAUUUUCUGGUGUUAUGGAUGGAAGAAAAUCAUCACUGCUCCCAUAAAUUGUUUUUAGAAAUUUAUUUAUUUGAAAGUCAGAGUUACAGAGAGAAGGAGAGGCAGAGAGAGAGAGAGAGAGAGAGAGAGCGAGUUUCCAUCUGCUGGUUCCCUCCCCAAUUGGCAGCAACGGCCAGAGCUAAGCCAAUCUGAAGUCAGGAGCCAGGAGCUUCUUCCUGGUCUCCACGCAGAUGCAGGGGCCCAAGGACCUGGGCCAUCUUCCACUGCUUUCCCAGGCCACAGCAGAGAGCUGGAUCAGAAGUGGAGCAGCCGGGGCUCGAACCAGCGCCCAUAUGGGAUGCUGGCAUUGCAGGUGGCAGCUUUACCUGCUACGCCACAGUGCCGGCCCCUGCUCCCAUACUUUCAAGCGCUGCAGCCAAAGCAUUUUUUUCAGUGCCUUACCCUCCACCUGUGCUUCAUUAGAAUUAAGCACAGAGUAAAGCAUUAGUGACUGUGAUCCUGCUGUGUGCCAAGGUUAUGGGCGCCUGUCUUAGCCCCAGCAACGGGAUCACCAUGCACCUUCCACCAGGGAGGGAUCCAGCUGCACGAUUCAAUCCUGAAGACAGACUCUCAGUGACCACUCCUGAUCUCAAUGCUCUUGGUCAAGGUUCCCAAGAAAGCAGAGACUGAGAUUUAAAAAAAAAAAAAGUGCUAAUAAUUUAUUAAGACGUGCAGUUUCAGGAAAUCCAAGGUCAAGAAGAAUGAGGUGGAGCAAGAGGAAGAGCCAACACAGAGGUGCACCACAGAGGUGUCCACGGCUUAGUAUCUACACGGCUAAUAAUUCAUUCCCUUGGGGUCAUCUUGCAAGAGGCCAUUUAAAGUGGGGUGGGCAUUUGACCCAGCAAUGAAGACUCCAAUUAGGAUGACCACAUCCCGCAGUAGAGUGCCUGGACUUAAGAAUGACCUUCAAUUCCUGAGAGCAGGAGUGCUUCGGUAUACAAUGACGUGAUGAGCUCUUCCAGCCAGAAGACACUGUCUCACUGUUGGCACCUCUGCUGGGGCCGCUCCUGCAGUAUUUCCUGGUGAAAGGACACAUAAAGCGAGGGUACAUACGCUGAUUCGAGUAAGAGAGUGUGCGUUUCAGAACCUCAGCUGAGGACGCCCCGAAAAUCAUUGAGCGUGCAGAAACCAACAACUCCCUCAUGUUAGUUGGAUGCUAAUUCAGUGUAAGCUGGCUGACUAUGCGCUCAACUGUGAGAGAGAAUAUGACUUAGUAACGCUUCAAAUGCUGCAAAUUUGUCUUUGGAGACUCUUCCAAAAGGAAGAUCAUGGCUACUGCACCUGCUGUGGCAGGUGAAAAGUCAAGCUCCAGUGACAGUGACAGUGACACUGAAAAUGAUAGCUCUGAAGCCAGUGAGACCACGGAGAGCGUGUCCUCUUUUGAUCAAUUUGAAGAAGAAGAUGACCUGAGCUCAGAAGGCAUCGUAGAAGAGCCAACUUCCAGGCAACUGCAGUUUGAAAUCAAUGAAGAGACACCUCCAGGAGCUGAAGCUACAGUUGAGAACAGCUGUCAGUUGGGAGAAUCAGGAUUAACUGAAUGUGGGGAAAUUCUAAAGAAACUCUCCAGGUACCUUUGGGCCCACCUGUCAAAAUCCGAGAGGGUCAGCUUGCUGAAAGACUUCGUUGAAUCUGAAUUUUUUUUGAUUGAUGGAGAUUCCUUACUCCUCACUUGUGCUCUCCAUGUGAACCUCAAGAUGGGGCAAACCCUCCACUUCUUCUACAUUAUGGAGCGGUUUCUGCACGACUUCAUUCAAAAGGAAGCCAGAUUUGUAAUCGUCUUUUUUAAGGAUGCAGAAAAUAUAUAUUUUAACUGCCCUCAUUUUCUGGCCCUUCGUACUGCCCUGAUUCAACAUUUAGAAUACAAUACUGAUGUCACUGUUCAUACUGAGUUUUCCAAUUGUUUGUCUCCAGAAUGGAACACAUUUCUUGAGGAAUGCUACCCGCAUUUCUUGGUCAUCUCAGAUGAAGGAAUAACCGCUCGACAAACAGAUUUUUUAAACAUUUUUAUCAUUCAUGCUCUUCAGAAGAAAAUCAAUAUAGUACAGCCCUUGGGGCUAGAGUCGGAUGUCCUUAGAAUUUAUGGAUACCAUACCUCAAGUCGCUUUGAGCACAGACAAUUCUUUGAAAUGCAUGAGAAACAGCUGCGACAUGCCUUACAUGCCCAUGUGGUUUUCCAAAAGUCACAGGAAGCAAGAAUAUCUGUGUGUGGUCAUUUGAAAUUAAAUGUGGAAGACCUGCAGAAAGAGGUGCAUCAAACCCUGUCCUUGCUUCAGGACCUGUGGCCACAAGGAGCUGAAAUCCGAGGUGUUGUCUGCUCCGUUUCAUGUUCGGUGGCACUAAAGCUCUACAAAAAAAUGUUACUAGAUUUAGAAGACCGUGAAAACCCAAACACAUACACAGAAAACUGUGAUACACAGGAUUUGAAGGAGGCACCCACACUCAGUGAAGCAGCAGACCUGUGCCGAAUGUACUGUCUCAGUGUGAUUUUCCUUCAGCAUUUACCUCUGAUCCAAAGAGCUAAGAGUAGAAUCAUUACUCAUAAAUGGGAUGCAACACUUUCUCCAUUUCUAAGAAUGCUAAAACAAUGUGAAUUUCUCAUCCUAAAACAAUUAAAAGUUACAAAUAAUUGGAGUGUGGAUUUCACCGGCCUCCCUGACUUAACUGAUAAUAUUUUAUGGAAAAAUAUUGCUUAUUAUUAUGAAAUUGAGUAUCACAGAGGACUGGACUUGGAAUUGGGUGACGCUCUGAUGCACGCAUAUCACAAGCUGUGGAACACAACGUUAGCCUUGUCAGAGGGUGGUGACUUUGGAGACUCCAUGCCCGUGAGGACAACUUCCAGACUGUUCCUUACACAGAAGGAAACAUUGCCUAAAGGAUCAAAUCAAGAAAUUCCCAAGCUUGGACUAAUUCCUCUGAAAUCCGAGGUUAUAGAAGAUUACGCUGGAGAUAUUUGGUCCGAACUACCUUUUGUAAGCAGUGAUGACCCAGCUAUCACCUGUCUUUCUAAGAAGAGAGAGUUUGAUGAGCUCAUACAUUGGCAUUCCUCUCAACCUCUAAGUGAUGAUUUUGAAAGGACAAGAAACAGCGAUAGUGCUAAAUCCAAAGAUGCCAAAGAAAGAAGAGAUACACAGAAACUGUAUCAUUUUUAUCAUGUGUUUGGAAGGUCUUUGGUAGGAAGUAACAGAUCAGUAAGGAUUACAAAAGCGGGCUCGCUGCCAUCUCCAGCAAAUUCUUCCAGGCAGAAGAAAAGACAACAUCAGAAGAAAAAUGCAGAAAAACUUAUUGAAGAAAAUCAAAAGAGACAACUAGCUAAACUAGAGAAAAAGGAGGAAGAGAGAUGGAAUAAUUUGUCUCUAUUGAAAAAGAAAUUAAAGAGAAUCUUCACUCUGGAAUCAAAAGACAUUAUUUUGUUUAAUCUUGAUAAUAGCCAUGUGAGGUCGUGCAAUUAUUUUACUUCAACAGAAGCAGAAUCCAAAGAUAUAAAUGUGGUAAUUCAGAUGAUGAAGAGGAUUCACAUACUGCACGAGAAAUACUCAGAAUUGUUACAGAAUACACACAGGCAAAAAUUAGCCAAAUAUCUAAAAUAUAUCGGGUUUGACAACUUGGCACACACGUUAUGUCCUCAGGGGAAGGAGUCAGGUGCUGGGAAGGAUAUUUCUAAAUACUCAGUUCACAUGGGAGCCGCUCGGUUUCAGUUAACGCACAUGGGCCCUUACUUGUUCCGAGAAGAAAGAAGUGAUCCAGAUCCCCGGGUGCAUCAUUUUAUACCGGACACGUGGCAGAGGGAACUCCUGGAUGUCGUAGAUAACAAUGAGUCGGCUGUGAUUGUUGCUCCAACCUCAUCAGGGAAAACCUAUGCCUCCUACUACUGCAUGGGGAAAGUCCUGCGGGAGAGCGAUGACGGAGUGGCCGUGUACGUCGCGCCCACAAAGGCUCUGGUUAACCAGGUGGUGGGAACUGUCUACAAUUUGUUUACUAAAGCACUGCCGAAAGGCUCAGUGGUGUGUGGAGUUUUCACAAGGGAUUACCGCCACGACACCUUGAACUGUCAGAUAUUAGUAACAGUGCCUCAGUGUUUGGAAAUACUCUUGCUAUCACCUCAUUAUCAGAAAUGGACAGAAAGAAUGCGCUAUGUCAUAUUUGAUGAGGUUCACUGCCUUGGGGGAGAAGUUGGAGCGGAAGUGUGGGAGCAUCUCCUUGUUAUGAUUCGUUGUCCCUUUUUGGCCCUUUCUGCUACUAUCAGUAACCCUGAGCAUCUCACUGAGUGGUUGGCGUUAGUUAAAGGAUAUUGGCAACGUGUUGAAAGCACAAUGGAAAAUGCUGAUCCAUCAAGAAAUGCCUUAAAAAGCUCAAAGAGACAACAACGAACAAGAGUAGGAAAGCCAUCGUACAAAGUUAGACUGGUGUGUUACAAAGAACGAUACAACGAUCUAGAAAAGUAUGUGUGUUCUCUAAAGGAUAACGAUUUUGUCAUUGCACACUACCACCCGUGCGCUGCACUCACAGUCAACCAUAUAGAGAAGUAUGGAGUCCCUGCAGACCUUCAGUUUUCUCCUCGGGAAAGCAUACUUCUGUAUGAUGCUAUGGUACACAUUUGGCCAGAACGGUCAAGAAUGCAGGAGUUAGAACCUGAAGAAUUCAGCUGCUUCAAAAAUAAAGUAGUCAUCAUGAGGACAGAUGCCAAGAAAUAUGAAGAGGAACUGAAAAAGGAACUGCUUAGUUGGAUGCAGCUGGACCCAGGCAAGGUGAAUCAGUUACUGCAGUACCUUAAGCCUCAAACUUUUGACAGUGCAAGAAUUGAAAAGGAACGAAUGCUUCCUUGUUUUGUGGAAAAACUUAAAGAAAUGGAUAGGCUACCAGCAAUAUUUUUUUCAUUCAACAUUCACUCAGUGGAAAGGUCAGCUUCACGCCUUCUUACUAAUAUGUUGAUGAGACAAUAUACUCGUAGUCACAACUCUGAAGGAGAGAAGAAUUUAAACAGGAAACUGGAGAAAGCAAUUAAGUCUCAAAGGAGAAUGUACGCUGCUUAUUUACAUUCAAAUUCAACUGCUCGAAUUCAGAGAUUGAUUUUAUGGGACGCUGAAAUAAAGGAAAUAAAGAAGAGUCUUAAAAAGAGUAAAGAAGUUCCUCCGGACUGUACUUAUGUUGAUCGAGCAGGUGUGGAUAGCAAGACUUUCAGGAAGAUUGUAUCCAGGCUGAGAUGGACAAGAGGAGGCUCUGGUCUGAUCAGGCUGUUACAGCGGGGCAUUGGCUACCAUCAUGGUUUAAUGGAGUACAAACAGAGACAAGUUGUUGAGACCCUUUUCAGACUGAAGCACGUCAAGGUAGUGACAGCUACAUCAUCCCUUGCUUUGGGAAUUAAUAUGCCCUGUAAAACCGUUGUUUUUACAGAAGACUCUGUUUAUUUGGAUGCUCUGAACUUUCGACAGAUGUCUGGGCGUGCAGGAAGGCGUGGAGAAGAUCUUAUAGGAAGUGUGAUCUUCUAUGAUAUUCCAUUACCCAAGAUAGACCGGCUCUUGAAGUCUGAUGUGCCCAAGCUGAAGGGUCAGUUUCCCCUAAACAUCACCUUGGUUCUCAGACUCAUGCUGUUGGUUGCCAAAGCAGAUGACAAAGAGGAUGCCAAAGCAAAGGCAUUGUCGCUGCUCCAGUAUUCCUUGAUGUCCUUCAAGCGACCAAAGGUCAAGUGCAUGUUAAAAUUUUACUUCAUAUAUUCUUUGCAAUUCUUGAUCAGAGAGGGAUACCUGAAUCAAGAAUGUGUUCCCGUUGGAUAUGCUGGCCUUGUGUCCCACCUGCACUACCACGAACCUUCAAACUUUGCUUUAGUAAGCAUGCUGGUGAAAGGUCUGUUUCACAAGCUGUGUGUUCCAGUCAUCGUAGAUGGCAAAAAGACAUUUUCUGAAGAUGUGAUGGAAACCUUGGUGGUGGUUUUAGCACAUCUUUUUGGAAAGAGAUACCUUCCUCCCUGUGCGAAAAAGUUUAAGAAGGUGUUUUCUCAUUCAAUGGUGUUCCUCCGCCAUCUUCCAGAGGACUUCGCUGCUGCAGUGAAGGAGUACAAUGCCAGGAUUCGGAAGAGCUUUGGUUCCUUCCUCCUGACCGUUUCUAAGCUGGCUGAUGGGAGCCAGGAAUACCGACUCCCUCUUUCAGAAAUAGACUUUUCAGGUAAAGAGCGUGAAGACUCUGAGCUGGUGUCUCAUCUGAUGCCCGGGACUGAGAGCAGAUCUGCUGUCUCCCCAUUUGCUUGCCUGUCCAAUAUCACGGAUCAGGAUUUGUUUGGUGUUCACAUGACAAAUGACGCUAUCUUACGAACACUCAGUGUGGAUGUCAGCAAUGUUCCUCUCCUUUGCUUGAACAAACGGGAUCAAAGUGGCCGGAAGUAUUUCUUGAACGCCUAUGCACUGGACUUCUACAAGCAUGGUUCCCUGUUCUCACUGGCUUCAGACAACUGGUUGAACAUGGGCGAUGCUUUUCACUUAAUCAGAGACUUCACACUGACCAUUCAGUCCAUCAGAAUUUCACUAAGUGAGCUGUGCGGUGAUGAGGAUGACAAUGUUGUGUUAGCAUUUCAACAACUGAGUGAUGCCUUCAGUAAGAAACUUUGGAAACGAAGAUGACGCUGUCUGUGUUAAACCAGGUCCUAGGAACUUCCUGGAAGAUGAAGACGGCUAAGAGCUCCCUGCACCUUAGCGCUUCAGGAAAGAGGCUUGCAAAUGGCUGUGCAGGAACCACCCUUUCCCAUAAGACUCUGAUAAGACACCCAGCAUUCCCUCGCUUCCCUGUGCCAAUGCUUGAUUCUCCCUCCAAAUUCCCAUUCAUGUCUCCCAAAAAAGCCAGCUGAUGUGUUUUCUUCCCUAAGCAAUCUGGACAUAAUAGCAGUUACCUUGACCUGCUCCUGCUUGACCUUGACCUGCUCCAACUUUACUCAGGAUUCUUCCCUCCUCACAGGGGUCCUGAACCGUGGCCCACCCUCAGACUAAGCCCCGCUGAGUGGCCUCUCCUUAAACAGCUCCCCAGUGACAUCUCAGAUGAUUGUCCCCGAGCGGCUGUGCUUGCACACAUCAGCUGUGACUGGCAGUGUCAGCCCAGGAUGUUCCCCGAGCCACUGUUCACCUCACUCUCCCACAGCUGAUUCUAGAAGUAAAAUACGUUGCCUAGCUAAAGUAUAGGUUGCGUAAUUAUUGAAAGACAUCAUAGCAAAGAAACCCUUUUUUUAAAUACCUGAAUUCUCAACAGAAUCUAACAUUUUCCUUCUAUGAGCAUUUUAGCAUGCAAAAGUAAUAUAUGCUAAAUAGCUCAAACAGUUGCUAUUUUCAAAUUAUUUUAAUUGUACUUACUUGUGGGCUGCAGUGUGAUAAUUUGAUAGAUGUAUGCAAUGACUAUUUUGGCCUUGAAAUGUUCAGAUCAUGAGAAUUUAAAACUAGAAGUCAAGCUCGAUUUAAAAUUAUGUGAUAACAGCCCUUAGAAGGGAGUUGGAAUCUUGACAUUGACUUCAGAAGUCUAAUUAUUGCUGAGAGUUCAUGUUGUACCCAAGUCCUGUAAUGUGAGUGCUCCAUUUCAUUCCUCCUAUCAGACACUUAGGCUCUGGGUACGUUCCCCCAUCCCCCCCGAGACCAGCAGGAGCAAGCACACAGGGACUAGACCAUAUGCUGUUGAAAAAGUCCCAUGUGGGAUAAGCACAGUAGAACCCUCACCAGGCCAUCCGGCUGGAUCGCCUUGCUCAGCCUCACCCACCACCGCUCCCGACCACCCUGGUGUGUUGUCUGCUCUGGCUGAGCCCGGGAGUCUUCUGAGCUAAACUCACCUGUCCCUGCCUCUGCUUUCCUUCGUGGCUGGAUUGUGGCAUCAGUUUGUGUUCUCUCCCAAAUCUGAGCUGAGUGUGUUGCUGACCUGCUGAAUUGUGGGAGACAGAGGGAAUCGGGCUUUACUGAUGGCACAAAGCAUUUGAGAGUCUUUGAUGCCGAUCUGAAGAAGUGAAGACAAAAACGUGGAGCGAUGGAUUUCCUCACAUUGCUUGGGCAACUGAUUGGCAUUACGCUUGGUUGUUAAGAUGCCUGGCGUUGUGGCAUAGCAGGUAAAGCUGCUGCCUGCAGUGCCAGCACCCCAUAUGGAUGCUGGUUCAAGUCCUGGCUGUUCCACUUCCAAUCCAGCUCUCUGCUAUGGCCUGGGAAAGCCGUAGAAGAUAGCUCAGGUCCUUGGAUGCCUGUACCUGCGUGGGAAACCUGGAAGAAAAUCCUGGCUCCUGGCUUCGGAUCAGCACAGCUCUGGCCAUUGUGGCCAAUUGGGGAGUGAACCAGCAGAUGGAAGACCUCUCUCUCUCUCUUUGCCUCUCCUCUCUCUGUGUAACUCUGACUUCCAAAUAAAUAAAUACAUCUUUAAAAAAAAGCCUUUGUCCCACCUAGUAGUGCUUUUGUUCAGUGCCUGGCUCUGGCUCCUGAUUCCAGCUUCCUGCUAAUGUGGACCCCUGGUGGUGGGGGUGUGGGUGGUUGGUGAUUGCUUAGGUAGUUAGAUCUCUGCCAUUCACAUGGAGAACCAACUUUGGUUCCUGUCUCUUGGUUUUUGUCACAGAUGGGAGGUCUCAGCCUGUCAGUUUCUCUGCUUCUCAAAAUAAAAAUUAGCAGGAGAUAAGUUGCCUUUAACAGAGUGUUGUCAAAUAUGCAUAUCUUA
Oryctolagus cuniculus (rabbit) is the source of this 11714-nucleotide messenger RNA. Lineage: Eukaryota; Metazoa; Chordata; Mammalia; Lagomorpha; Leporidae. The record is from RefSeq and is a predicted model, not a curated record.